AAACAGAUCAUUGAAGGCUAUCACUAUUUUGACCCUAUCUAGGGUUCUUAAUUUCUCUCUUUUCUCCUCUUUCUUUCGCAAAACUCGAAUUAGGGGUUUUCAAUUCUGGCACAGACAAGUAAAUUCAUUCUACAGACUCAAAUCUUCAAGACCUGUAAGGAUUUCAAAGACUCGGAAACCAUGUACGGAUCCAGAGGGGCAAUGUUGGGAAGCGGGGGGGUUUCGGAUGGGUACGAGGUCGGCUCAAAGAGACAAAGAAUGAUGGAAUCAAAUCCCUACUUCGCAGUGAGCAGUGGUGCGAGUGGCUUUCAACCUUAUGGAUACGGUGGUGGAUUUCAGCCCCCACCCUUUCCUGUGGUUCGUCUGAGGGGGCUUCCUUUCAACUGCUCAGAUGUUGAGAUUCUCAAGUUCUUUGCUGGAUUGGAUAUUGUGGAUGUCUUGCUGGUCAACAAGAGUGGGCGGUUCACUGGAGAAGCUUUUGUUGUCUUUGCUGGACCUAUGCAGGUUGAGUUUGCUUUACAGAGGGAUCGACAAAACAUGGGACGGAGGUAUGUGGAAGUUUUUAGGUGCAAGAGGCAGGAUUAUUACAACGCUGUUGCUGCGGAGGUGAAUUAUGAAGGAAUCUAUGACAAUGAUUACCAUGGAAGUCCUCCUCCAUCUAGAGCAAAGAGGUUCAGUGAUAAGGAUCAAAUGGAAUACACAGAGAUCUUGAAGAUGCGGGGUCUCCCCUUUUCUGCAAAAAAAGCUGAAAUAAUUGAAUUCUUCAAAGACUUUAAGCUCAUUGAUGAAAGGAUACACAUUGCAUGCCGCCCAGAUGGGAAAGCUACUGGAGAGGCAUAUGUAGAGUUCAUUUCUGCUGAGGAGGCCAAAAGAGCUAUGAGCAAGGACAAGAUGACAAUUGGAUCGAGGUAUGUUGAGCUGUUUCCUUCAACACAAGAUGAAGCUAGACGGGCAGAGUCGAGAUCAAGGCAGUGAAAAGAAGCCGACUGGCAUGGGAUUUUAUGCCGACCUUAGGUUUACUGUUUGUAUUCUGGCCAUCUGUUUAGUUCACAUCUGACUCAAAUAAAGUUCAAUGUGGUUAUUGUUAUAUGCUUAUAAUGUUCAGAUACGAGAUACCUGUCUUUUUAAUGAUCUAAAUUUUGCUUCUUGUGAA
Messenger RNA from Populus trichocarpa (black cottonwood), 1153 nucleotides. RefSeq lists its product as uncharacterized. The transcript is spliced from 2 exons. The record is from RefSeq and is a predicted model, not a curated record. Gene Ontology annotation, cellular component: ribonucleoprotein complex. Gene Ontology annotation, molecular function: RNA binding. NCBI's taxonomy places the organism in Eukaryota, Viridiplantae, Streptophyta, Magnoliopsida, Malpighiales, Salicaceae. Bases 181 to 975 code for a protein of 264 amino acids.